Messenger RNA from Zymoseptoria tritici IPO323, 746 nucleotides. RefSeq lists its product as uncharacterized. The transcript is spliced from 2 exons. The annotation marks the transcript as partial. NCBI's taxonomy places the organism in Eukaryota, Fungi, Ascomycota, Dothideomycetes, Mycosphaerellales, Mycosphaerellaceae. The record is from RefSeq and is a predicted model, not a curated record.
CUCCCAUUCCUCACGACAGGCAGCACCCACCAUACAGCAUACCUCACCCAACAUGGCCUCCAAGUACAUUCCACCCGCCGAACUGCAGGAGAUCCCCAUCCCCAAGAACUACUCCGACCUCAACUUCACCCAAAUUCGCGUCACCAACGUACCCGAGUCCUCCAAAGAAGUGACACCCAUCCAGCUGGUGACGCUCUACCGUCCGCAAAAAGUCAAUGCCUUCACGCCCAAGAUGAUGGAAGAGCUCGAGCUCGCCUAUACCCUCUUCGACAUCGACGACCGGGUCAAGUGCAUCGUGCAGACGGGGAGUGGAAAAAUGUUCUGUGCGGGCGCAGACUUGGAGACGGGCUUCGUGGGCGCGCAAGAGGCCGUUCGUGAUCACAGGGAUGGAGGUGGACGGGUCACAAUGGCGAUCAACAGAUGUCGCAAGCCGAGCAUUGGUGCGCUGAAUGGAAGUGCUGUGGGUAUUGGUAUCACCAUGACUCUGCCGAUGAACAUUCGUAUCGCGUAUGAGAACGCAAAGAUCGGCUUUGUGUUCGCUAGACGAGGCCUGGUCAUGGAGGCCGCGAGCAGCUUCUUUCUUCCCAGACUCAUUGGUACCUCCAAAGCCCUCCACCUCUGCACCACGGGCGCGACCUACCCAGCCAAACACCCCCUCCUGAACACCCUCUUCUCCGAAACCCUCCCAACCCCGGAAGCCGUACUCCCUCGUGCCCUCGAAAUCGCCGACGAGAUCGUCAAGAACU